AAGCAUUGCCAAUAAUAAGAAUACAUGUGAAUGAAAAGUAAGAGAAAAGAAGAUAAAUAUUUGAUAGAUUUCAAAUUUUUAGAAGCAAGUUUGCCAAAGUUCAAACCAAGAUCAAGAGGUAAUGUGACUUCCUCGAAAUGAUGGUGCACUGAUAAAAAAAAUCAAGGAAAACAAGGCACAAUACUGACCAGAUUGAGGAAAACAAUGAAGGAACACAUGGUGCAAUGCUUUGAGUAAUCUAACAAGACCUGAUUCAACUUUAGAAAAUACUAAAAGUUAAGCACAAAACAGAACCCCGAGAAGAAGGUGGUGGCAGUGCUGCAGUAUUGUUGGAUAUCUUUAAUAAUUUCCCGGUGUUUUCUCUCCCUUUACUUGCUUGCAUUCAAAGGGACUAUACAUGUAAUAGAGUAUACUCACUGGCAGCAUUUGGAGAGUCUAAGACUGCAAACACACAGGUGAGAGAAAGAGAGAGACCCGAUGCAAACACAAGAAGGUUUUUGAAAUUUGAGGCAAUUGCCAAUGCCGAUGUCGAGGCAAACCUUCAACAUCCAAAACCACCACCCAAUGCCGAGGCAAUCCUUCACAACCCAACACCGCCACUUUCAAGUCUUCCUCCUAAUCCUUACGUUUGUAUCACUAUCAGCUUCUGCUGCAAACAAUGAAGUUCAUACUCUAGUUUCAUGGCUUCACAGCUCUGGUUCGCCGUCAGCUUUCUCAAACUGGAACCCUUUAGACCCCAACCCUUGUUACUGGUCUUAUAUCACAUGUUCUUCCGAUAACUAUGUCAUUGAGAUCGAUAUUCAAUCCACUGAGCUGGCACUUCCUUUCCCUUCUAAUCUUUCCUCCCUCCUUUUCCUCCAAAAGCUCACCAUUUCAGGAGCGAAUCUCACCGGAACAAUACCAUCAGAUAUUGGGGACUGUAAGCAUUUGACAGUGAUUGACGUUAGUUCAAACAGUCUUAUUGGGAGCAUUCCUCCUACUAUGGGGAAGCUCCAAAAUCUCCAAUAUUUGAUUUUGAACUCUAACCAGUUAAUCGGGGAGAUCCCACCAGAACUCGGUAAUUGCACAAACCUUCUGAAUUUGCACCUAUUCGACAACAAUUUAAGCGGGAAACUUCCAGUUGAGCUUGGAAAGCUGCCCAACUUGGAAGAAAUGCGUGCAGGAGGGAACAAGGAUAUUGCAGGAAAGAUUCCCGAUGAGCUUGGCAACUGCCUGACUUUGAAGGUACUGGGCCUAGCUGAUACGAAGAUAUCUGGCUCAAUACCUGCUUCACUUGGUAAACUAAGCAAGCUUCAGACACUAUCGGUAUAUACUACCAUGCUUUCGGGGGAGGUUCCGCCAAACAUAGGAAACUGUUCAGAGCUUGUUGACUUAUUUCUCCAUGAGAAUGCUCUCUCCGGUUCCCUGCCACCAGAGCUGGGUAAGCUUCAAAAGCUGGAGAAAAUAUUACUCUGGCAAAAUAGUUUUGAAGGCAAAAUACCAGAAGAAAUUGGAAACUGCAAAAGCUUGAAGGUCAUAGAUCUUUCCUUGAAUUUUUUGACAGGAAGCAUACCACAGUCUUUUGGAAACCUUUCAAAUCUCGAAGAGCUUAUGCUUAGCAACAAUAACAUGUCUGGUUCAAUCCCAGCAGUUAUUUCUAAUGCUUCAAACCUCAUACAGUUACAGCUUGACAACAAUCAAAUAUCAGGUUUGAUUCCGGCUGAGCUUGGGAUGUUGACGAAGCUAACAGUCUUCUUUGGUUGGCAAAACAAACUCGAGGGGAGCAUUCCAUCAGAGCUGGCAGGAUGUGCAAGUCUUGAGGCUAUAGAUUUGUCGCAUAAUGCACUAAGUGGCAGCUUACCUCCUGCUCUGUUUCAGCUUCAAAAUUUAACAAAGCUUCUCAUAAUUUCUAAUGACAUUUCAGGUUCAAUCCCCCCAGAGAUUGGUAAUUGCAAGUCUCUCAUUCGGCUUCGGCUUAUAAAUAAUAGGCUUAGUGGAGAAAUCCCAAAAGAAAUUCAAUUCCUUAAUAAUCUCAGUUUCCUUGACUUGUCCGGAAACCAUCUCAGCGGGAUGGUACCGAGUGAAAUUGGAGAUUGCACUGGGUUGCAGAUGCUAAACCUGAGCAAUAAUAGCCUUGUAGGCACUUUGCCUGGCUCUUUAUCUUCUCUCACAAGACUUGAGGUACUCGAUGUGUCGGUGAAUCACUUGGUGGGCAAGAUUCCAGGAAGUCUCAGUCAACUUACUUCACUUAACAGACUCAUCCUCAGUAGCAAUUCUUUCUCCGGAGUAAUCCCCUCAUCUCUGGGACACUGUUCCAGUCUUCAACUGCUUGAUCUCAGUAGCAACACGUUCUCGGGAACAAUCCCCAUGGAGCUGUUUCAUAUUGAAGCUCUUGACAUUGCUCUAAAUUUGAGUUGGAAUGCAAUAUCUGGGACAAUCCCACAGCAGAUUUCUGCUCUCAACAAGCUAUCCAUACUAGACCUUUCACACAAUAAGCUCGAAGGGGACUUGGUGGCACUUUCUGGGCUUGAAAACCUUGUGUCUCUGAACAUCUCAUACAACAACUUCACCGGUUAUCUUCCAGAAAGCAAGCUAUUUCGACAAUUAUCAGCAACAGAAAUUGCAGGGAACAAAGGUUUGUGUGUAGGAGGACGUGAAUCAUGUUUCCUAAGCGACAAUUCAAUAACGGGAAUGCCAAAUAACAGCAGUUUCAAGCAGUCACAGAGAUUUAAGCUGGCCAUUGCAUUGCUUAUUGCCUUCACAAUAGCAAUGGCAAUUUUUGGGGUUGUGGCAGUUUUUCGGGCUAGAAAAAUGACAGGAGAUGAUAAUGACUCUGAAAUGGGAGGAGAUUCAUGGCCUUGGCAAUUCACUCCAUUCCAAAAGCUAAAUUUUUCGGUUGAGCAAGUUUUGAAAUGUCUGGUUGAGCCCAAUGUAAUUGGAAAGGGAUGUUCAGGUAUAGUAUAUCGUGCAGCACUGGAAAACGGGGAAGUAAUAGCAGUGAAGAAGCUUUGGCCAUCAACUGCUGCAGGAUAUGAAAGUCAAAAUGACAGGCAAGGUGUUUGUGGUUUUCGUGAUUCCUUCUCCGCAGAGGUAAAAACCCUUGGUUCAAUCCGUCACAAGAACAUUGUCAAGUUCUUGGGUUGUUGCUGGAACCGAAGAACCAGAUUGCUUAUGUAUGACUAUAUGCCAAAUGGGAGCUUAGGCUGUCUUCUUCAUGAACGGACUGGCGGAUGCUUGGAAUGGGACAUUAGAUAUCGGAUUGUCUUGGAGGCAGCUCAAGGCUUGUCUUACUUGCACCAUGACUGUGUUCCUCCCAUUGUCCACAGGGACAUCAAGGCCAACAACAUUCUUAUCGGUCCUGACUUUGAACCAUAUAUUGCUGAUUUUGGGCUUGCCAAGCUUGUUGAUGACAGAGAAUUUGCUAGGUCGUCCAACACUGUUGCUGGUUCUUAUGGCUACAUUGCACCAGAAUAUGGUUUCAUGAUGAAGAUAACAGAGAAGAGUGAUGUAUACAGUUAUGGGGUCGUUGUGUUAGAAGUGCUAACAGGAAAGCAACCAAUUGAUCCAACCAUACCAGAUGGACUCCACAUUGUUGAUUGGGUAAGGCAGAGAAGAGGUGGAAUUGAAGUGCUAGAUCCCAGCCUAAGGAUGCGACCAGAAUCAGAAAUUGAGGAGAUGUUGCAGACAUUAGGUGUUGCUCUACUAUGUGUGAAUCCUUCCCCGGACGACAGGCCCACCAUGAAAGAUGUGUCUGCAAUGCUCAAAGAGAUAAGGCAGGAGAGAGAGGAAUGUGGAAAAGUUCACAUGCUUCUAAAUGGAUCUCCAACAAAUAAUCAACAAGACAACAGUACUACUCAAUCAGCAUUGAUCCAACACUCGUACCCCCAAAGCAACAAUACAAGUUUCUCUGCAUCUUCGUUGCUGUACUACUCUACUUCUAAUGCGAAAACAACUCUCAAAUAAACAGUAAAGAGCUCCUCUAUAUUUCCCUAGGUAUUUUGGUGUUAGCAGAAGAUAUUCUUAUUACUAAACUGCAUCGGACUUGUGUAGAUUUAAUUUUGUAGCUGGGUUAAAUUUGAGUCCAAUAAAAUGGAAGCAGUGAAAUUCAACUUUGAUUUAAUGAUCAUAUAUGUACUAAUUGCAUCUUUCAAAUGUCCACUAACAUCAAUGAAAAAUGUCCAACUUCAAGAUCAAGUUCUUGGGUGGAAUACCUAAGACAGAAUUUCCAUGUAAACCGCCCCAAAAACGUUUUGAACUUUCCAUAUUAUGGAGAAAGUGGCAAAAAGAGUCUUUUAUUUAUCUUUACAGUUCUAGUUAACAUUGUGUGUAGUGCAGAUAAAGCUAUACAUUGCAAUUAUGUUGGUCUUCACAUUGCUACGCAAUUGAAUUCAUCUUGGUACAUCCCUCCAUCUCAAGUGAAAGGUCAAGCUAACACAACUUAGAUAUGACAACGGACAACGUAUACGCAUAUUACAUCUCAUAAAACUACAGUACAGACAUUAGUCGUUCUACUGGUAGUCAAAGAUAAAUCCAAGAGGAUUUAUUACAUACAGUCUACUUGCUUUAGUUCCUGAUGGCAUUAACUGGGAGGCAGAUGCAAAUAUAAUCACUCUGAAUUUCUAAAAUCAAGCUAAAAGUACCUGAUAAUAAGCAUUUCACUUCCAUUCUAUAAUUAUGUAUUACCAGACUAUAACGAGGACCAAGCAACCAAGUAUAUGAAACGAUGGUCAAAUCCAAAGCUUCUAACAUGUAAAUUUUCCAAAUUUGCUUUCUACACCUUGAAUUAUGCCGAUGAAAUUGACGAAAAAUAUAGGUGCUCGGGGUAGAAAGCUUCAACAAAAUUUAGCAAGAACUAGAGAAUAUCCCAAUGCGACAGAUAAUUGAAGACAAACAGUAUCUGU
Molecule: messenger RNA, 4880 nt
Organism: Tripterygium wilfordii
Lineage: Eukaryota; Viridiplantae; Streptophyta; Magnoliopsida; Celastrales; Celastraceae
Product: LRR receptor-like serine/threonine-protein kinase RCH1
Exons: 2
Coding region: 520-3942 (1140 amino acids)
Biological process (GO): protein phosphorylation
Cellular component (GO): plasma membrane
Molecular function (GO): ATP binding; protein binding; protein kinase activity
Source: RefSeq, a predicted model, not a curated record